AGUUAAGUUUAGGUCUAAAUAGAAAGUUUAGAAAUCAGGUAUUAACUGAUUAGUGAAAGUCUUUAUGAAACAUUUUGUCUCUUGACUGAAGGAUAUCAUUAGCAUUGCACUUAUUUAAAGAAGAUAAAUACAGUACCUGUAGUGUCAUUGUUUGCUAAGUAAAUACACCGACAGACCUAAUUUGAUGGCCUAUCAUGAAUAGGCCUACUUGAAUUCUAGUAUUGGCCUAUGCAAGAAGCAACAAGCAAACUUGAAGUUGAGAUCGGCAUUGAAUUUGAAUGUCAUAAGGAAUCAAAUCAAUUUGAUGAAAAACUUUGUUGUAUUUAUAAGGUGUGUAUGUUACCAUGACAUUUUUCUCCAAACCAGUUAACUGUGGGUUCACCGUCCAAAGAUUUUCAGUAUGUAUUCCGUUAUUGGUCUAUGUAAUAUUUAUUUUUGUACUCAAUUUUUCUUCUGUACCAUUGAGAUCAUCAGAAAAGAGUAGUUUAGAAAAAUUAUUCAAAAAGACAAUUGUGCAAAACAAAGAUAAAAGUGUUGUUUUGAGUGUAAAUGUUGUGGACAAGGAUAGUCUCCAACGUAAUUUUAAUAAUGAAGACCGGAAGAAUUUUCCUCCCACUGAACUGCUGGCAUCUAUAUUCCUGAAAGUUGACAAGGAUGGAGACAAACUGUUGACAAUUGAGGAGCUCUCAGAAUACAUACAUUUGGAAACUCAAAAACACAUCAACCAGGGUGUCCAAGAAAAUUAUGGACUGUUCAUAUCAAUUGAUAGGGACCCAGCUAAUGGUGUUGUUUCUUGGGCUGAGUACCAUAAAUACUUUCUGCUUAAGAAUGGGCUUGGGGAAGAUUAUGCCGAUCACCACAAUGAAAAACAUAGAGAACUGCAACGUUCUGUCAAAGAAAUCAUUGCAAGAGAUAAAGCGUCAUGGUCGGAAGCUGCAAGGUCAGAUCCAGAUUCACUGACGUUGGACGAAUUUCUGGCAUUCCGCCACCCUGAGUCUAGUCAUGUGACCAUAUUGGCUCUGGUAGAUGAACUUCUGGAUAAGCUGGAUCGUGAUGGUGAUGAGUUGCUGACAGAAGAAGAGUUUGCUCGUCUUCAGGUGGGGGAAGGGGGAGAGGUGUUGUUGUCUCAGGGAGAGACGGAGCGUAGAGCUGAGUUCCGCAGUUUCCUAGACAUUGACCACGAUGGUAAAGCCGACAGGAAAGAAAUAGUGAUGUACAUGGACCCCAAACACCCGAGACACGCGCGGGAGGAGGCAGAGACCCUAGUGGCGCUGUCAGACAUCGACCACGAUGGAAAACUCAGCCUAUCAGAAGUACUCAGCAAGAUGGACCUAUUUCUGGGCAGCAAAAUGGUUGACACUGCCAAAAGCUUUCAUGACGAGUUCUGAGUUUUGGUAAGUAAGAUUUGUGAUAAAGCUAAUCCCAAGGAUCCUGGCGACUUUCUGUUCAUAAGUUUAUCUACUGUAGGUAGCUGAGUAACUGUAGGGCUCACCCAAUUGUGUUUUUGCUUGUUGUUUGAGAGUCACUAGUUUAAUCCUGAGAAAAAUAAAUAACAUUUUAAAGGUUUGAGAUUGAACUUAGCUUUCCUUGACCAUUGGGUUCAACAAAAAAUUGACGUUAGAUAGUAACAAGACAAGGCUUUGGACUGUUCCCCUAGUAAAGAAAUAAAAAUGCUAAUGACGAUUAUAAAAUCAAAUGCAGAUUUUUGCACAUUUCCUAAUCGUUGUUUGAUUUUUAAUUUUUCUUAUCCCUUAUUAAUGUUUUAAAUAGAUUAUAUAAAUAUCCUUCCACAUUUGCAAUAUGAUCAGCAUUUAAAGUUAUUAAAUAGUGUAGGCACAGCUAGGGUGUAAUGUUAAGGGAGGCUGAGAGGUUGUUGCCAAGGGAAGGUUUUAAUAAUUAAUUUCUAAGAACAUCUAGCCAGCCUUGUUCAUUUUUUUUGUCAAUUUUCUAUCAUCUUUGUGGUAAAUGAGUCAUCUGAUCUCAGGACAGACUGUUACAUCCAAACUAUUUAGUAUUUAUUCUACUUAUUUGAGGGCUUUUUGCAGAUUUUGCCAUGAUAAAUAAUCAAAAGUUUAUAUGACGUUCUACAAUUUUCCUUCGAACAACUUAAUCUUAAAAAAUGUAAAGAAGGAAAGAAUAUUGUUUUGAUAUUUGAAUAAGUUUGUUCUGACUGUAACUUAAGGCCCGUUCACACGGGGCGAGUUUACAAGCUACUCGCCAGCGUGUAAGAAGCCGGCGAGUUGGCGAGUGUGCUUGUAUUCGUUCACACGGAGCUUGUCCACUCGCCAACUCGCAGAUGUGUAGAAAGACGCCGGCAAGUCGGCGAGUGCGCUUGUAGUCGUUCACACGAUGCUUUUUCCACUCGCUCAGUAGCUGGCUUGAACCAAAUCCUCCAACAUCUUUGAGUAACAAGCGCACAAGCACAAGCAACUGUCUUCACACUGGGCUACUUUACACGCCAACUCGCUCAAAAGCUGGCGAGUUGGCGUGUAAAGUAGCGGCACCGUCAACUUUUUCCAGAGCUUUUUUACAAGCAGCUUUUGAGCAAGUACGUCGUUCACACUGAGCUAUUUUACUAGCUGCGUGUAAAAAAGCCAGCGUGUAGCUUGUAAACUCGCCCCGUGUGAACGGGGCUUUGUAGUAUUUUCACAUUUAUAGGAAUAUAAGUUGUGAUCUCCGUCCCAGUCUAGGCUUAUGAAAGCUUGGCUGAUACACUCCACCAGCACCAACAUUUUGAUUUUUCAAAACAAUUUUUUUUUUCAAAAUCAUGUAUUAAUGUGAGCAGUGCCAGAUUUACCACUACUGACAAGGUUGCGGCCUUGGGCCACAGCUUUUUGUACACAGAAACUUGUUAAAAACAAAACCAUAAUUUAUAUUUUCUAAAAUUAAUAUUUUGCUACACUCACGGAUGAUGAUGAUCAUUGGAGAUGUUCACGAUUUUCCGCGAUCGCAGGGGACGAUGAUGAUAACCUGUGAUAGCGAGAGAUGUUCACAAUUUCUCUGCGAUUGCAAGAAGUUUCACCAAAGGGGCGGGAUCCGCUCAGGUGUUUUUGGCCUAUGGCCAUCAGUACCCUAAAUCUGGCACUGAACUGGAGUUGUCAAGAAAUUGAUAAUACAUUUUUGUUUAACAAAAAUAAACAUGUUUAUAUUCAUUAUAUCAAUUUUUAGUUUUUAGUGAAUACAAUUUCCCAGAUUUGUUAUUCCAAACAUUUUAAUAAGGUAUAUUGAUAUUGAUAAUGAGAACUCCAGUUAAACCUUUAAACACAAUUAAAAAAUGCAGAACCAGAAUUACGUUCCACUAAUAACUGUGAAAGAAAUUUACAUAACGCCAAUACUGUACAGUUCUUGUCUAAGGUUGUUAGUUAGUUGUAUUGUUAAACUUGUCACGUUUCCGUGUGUAGUAGUAUUAAAAAUAUCAAGUGAUUAACAUUUUGUAUAAAUUUUUUAAGGAAUUAAUCAAUGCUUUUUUUAGUAGUAUUUUAAAUUGUAAAUUUGAUUGUUAAGACGUUCUAAGACAAAUAGUUAUUUAGGUGAAAAUAAAAUGACAAUGAAACCUCGCUUUAGAUGAUGUGCACCAAACAUGUAAAUUUUUUGAUUCCAUUGCAUUAGUGUAUAAAUAUUAUCUAGUCUUAUUCAUUAUGUUAAAGUUUUCUUGUCAAGUAGGAGGGUAAAUUCAUUUGUAGUUAUGAA
Macrosteles quadrilineatus (aster leafhopper) is the source of this 3690-nucleotide messenger RNA. It is a transcript of the gene myd, whose product is annotated as 45 kDa calcium-binding protein. The transcript is spliced from 6 exons. Gene Ontology annotation, molecular function: calcium ion binding. The record is from RefSeq and is a predicted model, not a curated record. Gene Ontology annotation, biological process: calcium-ion regulated exocytosis. Gene Ontology annotation, cellular component: endoplasmic reticulum. Lineage: Eukaryota; Metazoa; Arthropoda; Insecta; Hemiptera; Cicadellidae. The coding region runs from base 345 to 1388 and encodes 347 amino acids.